Molecule: messenger RNA, 462 nt
Organism: Haliotis rubra (blacklip abalone)
Lineage: Eukaryota; Metazoa; Mollusca; Gastropoda; Lepetellida; Haliotidae
Exons: 2
Coding region: 1-462 (153 amino acids)
Source: RefSeq, a predicted model, not a curated record
AUGGCUUACAGUAUCCUAGUACAGGCUCGGCAUCAUGAACUGAGCAGGGUGCAGAGGAUCAUGACAAUGUGCCUUCAUGACAGUACCUGUGAACAAAAGGUCUUUGAUCGGCUACAGCAAAUUGUUGUGUCUCUCAGUUAUGGGAGGAGCCUUUUUCUGUUGAAUGAGGUUGGAGGACAUUUCAAUGACCGGGUCAUACAGGCUGUCAGUGAGGGACGCAGGUUUCGCAUCAUUGGCGACAAUUUAAAUUUUCAUGUCGAUGUUCAGGACAUGAGUAAAGACAGGCAGAGCAGUAAUCAUCACAUGUUUGCCUCGGCUAUCAUUUUACAGACACAGGUUGACAAUUCCAUGCUGCAAAAUGUCCCACAGAAGAGAAUUGACAAUCUUCUAGAGAAUGAUGUCCUCAUCUCAAACACAGAGCUUGAUGUUGUGAAAGAUGAAUACAUUAAAAUUAGUGUGUGA